CUAGGUGCUACUGUAAUACAAAUAAUAAUAACAAUGGAUGGAGCUGUCCACUUACACUGGAAACUAACUUGUGCAGCUCCAGUCGUAAAGGAAAGACUACAUAGCAUUUUCACAGGGAGUAUUCUAAGCAAAAUUAAGAGAAAACAGUUGCCUGUUUUAAAUAGAAGUCAGAGCAGAAUGACUUUGAGGUUCUAGUCCAUGAGGUGUGUGGUUCUUUGGCAGAAAGAAGUUAAGCAUAAUUCCUGCUGUGUGCACAGAUGACAGAAUUUGCACGCUAAAAUAGAGCAGUGAUUUGCAAUGGUUUGGGGCCUAUAAAUGCUCUCAUUGGCAUGUGAGUUUUAACGUGAUCAACACUUUCCACUCUGCCUUUGCAGGGGUUCAUACCGAGUUGGCUUUCUUUGUGGAAAAGCCACACCCACAUUUUCUCGAGCGUGCUUAAAAAGAGAUCAAGUCAUGCAAUAAUACUAGUACUCUUAUAGAGAGUCUUUCAUUCAUGCAUCUUAAAGCACUUUACAAAGGAGGGAAGUGUCAUUAUUCCUAUUUGACAGAUGGGGAAACUGAGGUACAGAGAUGGGAACUGACUUACUCAAGCUCAUCCAGCAGGCCAGUGAUGGAAUAGAACUAAAAUCUCCUGUCUCCUAGUUCAUGGCUAGCCACUGGGCCACAUGGUCUCUCCGCUGACCACCUAGCCUGGCUGAUCACAGGAGAACUUGUUUCAAAGUAACUUCUGAUUUUUGGAAGAGGGCGGUGUGUGACUUGGGCUGUUUGUGCCCAAAGUACGCUGAGCGCCGGGUAGGAGAAUCGGGCGUUUUCAGUGCAGUGCUGUUGCCACAUGUGCAAAUGACCAGUGACAUGUCCAAACUUUCCUUUGCAGUUGUCAUGAAAGCGGACACGCUACAUGAGCAUGCAAACCAGGCACACAAAUGUGCAUUCACUUUCCUGAAAAUCUGGGUUUGAAGGAAGUAUUUGGCUUUCCCCCAUCCCACAAAGAACUUAGCUUUCAAAUGUUGUUUGCAGUAUUGCUCUCACUCGGCGGGGGUAGAGCAUGCCUUCAGAGCAUAAUAUUCUCAUUCCUAGGAUAUUUCAUUUUACUCCGAACGGUCUAUUGGGUUUGGCUAAAAUGCAUGUAGUUCCUUUUUGCUUUUAUCUUUUGUGUUGCCUUUCAUGUACAGUGGGCCUGAUUCUCAGCUGAUGGGAAAUUGCCAUGAUUCCAUUGAAGUCAAUGCAAAGUAUUUUAUAUAGCACCAGACAAAUAGCUCUCACUGCUCCGGCCAGCUCUGGGUGGCCUGAGAUGAUACAUGUCAUUGUUGGAACUGCAGUUUCUCUUUCAAAAAAAAAAACAAAACAGACAACAACAACGACACCCCCCGCAGGCCUAUACCUGUAGCUGCUUCAAUGAGCAAUCUCCAGGAGAAAACUGGAAAUGUUCAGUACACACAAUGCCGAGAAUCAGAGGAACAGCAGAAAGGAGGGGAGGGAAUUUGUUGCAGGGACAAGUAUUUCACGUGCUACUCUCAUCGUCAAUACAAAUUCCCAGGUGGGGUUUGCUUCUGUGCUCCUCCCGAUCACGGUGGGCAGCGUUUUGGCAUGCGACUGUACUCCAAGGUGGUCCCAGCAUUGCCAGAUUACAAAUACCCGUGCGAAAACAAUCUGCUGUCAGGAAUUGGAGAGUGGUUACAAACACUCUGGCCUGGUUAUUUUUGUAAUUCUCGUGAUUUGUAGGCAUUACCAGAGCACUCCCCGCUCCAGCAGCUGAGCUCCCAGUUAACCUGAUUAUCUCCAGGACAUUCAUGCUGUUAGCAUUAUUUUUGCCCUGAAGCAAGUCCUUGAAUAGAUGCACAAUAUUUGAAUUUACUCCUUUUAAUGAAUGACCCUCAGCAGUUCACAAACUGCUGAUAAACACGCUGCAUUCAUCAGACAUGAACAAGGCAUCAUAAGAACAUUGUAAGCAAGCAGUGGUCUGUUUUCACUAAAGCUGAACGCACUUUUCACAGUGAAUAAUAGACAAGGUUUUCAAAGAUGGAUGUUUAAAGUCAGGCUCCUAAAUUGGGCACCCAAAUAAGAGGCCUGAUCUCCAAAAGUUCUAGGCAACCAGCAGUUCCCUCUGCGUCCCUAAUAAUUCAAGUGGGUAUGCUCCGGAACAUAGCUCCAGCAAGGGUGAAAUACCCCUGGCAUGUAUUCGUGUUCCUUCUCUUCUCUUCUAGGUGGUGCGGGUUCAAAUGGCUGCCAAGCUUUUCGUUCUAAUCAGCUGGCCAGAUGGCAGCCGUGUGAUCAACAUCGAAAACAUCAAAGAACCCCGAAAGCCAUUUCAUCGCUACAUGGUGGGGGAGCAGGUGCUAGCCCGCUGCCCUGGCUUCAGUGGUCUGUACUGGGGGGUUGUGGAAGGCAUAAGCGAGCAUAAAGAUAUCUUAGAGAAAAGGCUGCAGGAAAAUAGACAACUCUUUGAGAAGCUAAACGAACCAGCAGUGCACAGUGGGCUGCCAUCCCAACCUAAAAAAUCAAGGAAGUCUUUUCCAAAAUGGAUGCCAGGAAGUUCCUCUCGGAAAUACAGCGAUGACCGGAGCUUCUAUGUCAAACCGCUGGUCGGGGAUGAAGACGCAGGGCUCCAGCGUGAUGCUGCCAUCUCUUCUGUCUUAAAAGAGAGGCGCAUCCUGACUAGCACGACUAGAUCCCACUGCACAAUGUCAGCACCUCACCACUCUUCCCCGGCCUUCAAAUCACCAUCUCCGUUCUUGUCCCUGGCUGUGCCUGGAACAUCCCAGAAUGAAGAAGCAAGGCCUGGCACAGCUACCAGAGAUUACAUCACCCUGACAAUGAAAAGGAAGUCAGAUGGCAUUCUAGCUAAGUGUCAGCAGCACAUCUGUACCAACAGCUGUGAUGAACCAAAGACUGAAGGUUCCCCAGAAACAGAUGAUUUUGAGGUAGUUCCGAAAGAUUUUGGCCCUGGUGAAAUGGAAAGGUCCGAGAAGAUUGAACAACUGGAGAGAAUCAUAGUAGAUCUCCAGCAAGAGGUCCUCUCCCUGAAACGGAAGGUGCAGCGGCUGGAGUCACUGUCCUUUCAGGAAGAACCCCAUAGGCAGCAAGGCGAGGUGGUGGAAUUGUUUAAUGGCUACACAAAGGAGCAUUUAAAAGAGGCCAUCCGAUUUGACCAGAAAAUCAGCACCGCCUGCAAAACACUACUCUACAAGCUGUUCACGUCCGACUAUAUACAGAGCCACUCCAUCACAGGAAGGAGAGGGAACACCUUUCGGGAGGCUAAGCCCAUGAUGGAUGAGCGGUGCAUCAAAAUCAUUAGGGUGUUACUGAAGCAGAAGUUUGGGGACCACCUGAGCGACACAGUAAUCACUGAGAAAAUCCAAAAUGUGCAGAAAGCACUCAGGCAGAAAUUUAAGACGGAAUGUCUCUGAGCAGUAUGUGAUUCGAUGUCUCAUUUCCUAGGCAGCGCCGGAAUCUGGAAUACAAUGCGCUGAGCAGCCUUUCCAAAAAGUUGCUUCACUUUUGUUGUUUUGCUGAUUCAACCCCUGGAUGAUUUGUGGGAGCUCGGUGAAAUAUCUGCUAGAAACAACACAAACUAUUUGUGGCUAAAACUCUGUUUGCAUUCACACCCUGGGAGAUUUUCACCCAGACUUUUCCAAGUCUGGCGUCAUUUUACAAACCCCUCAGUUUGGCAACUCGGGCAAAGGAGUCGAUGUUUUUUUUCCAUUUGUAAUGGACAACUUUGGGGGAAAAAAGACUGGAGAUUUCAAUUGAAGAAGCCCCCAGAAAUAUGGACGGGUAAUCAAAUCUGAUUCCAACUAUUCAAACACCUCGGGUCUGAAAAAUGAUGCUGAAAAUCUCACAAGAAGUAGGUUUUAAACAUCCAAACUUUCGGAUGUGUGUUCCAGACUGAAACGCUCAGCCUUCUGAAGUUGAUCCUGCACUGCUACCGCUGCACGCACAGCAGACAACUAGUAUUUCCGAUCCAGCUCAAACGAAGCUAUAACCUAUUUGCAGACUUGCAAACACCAACUUUAACCUUUUCACUAGUCUCUGUUUCCUCACCUCCUCUCAGGUUACUGAGGCGGUAAACAAGGCAGAGAGGGAGGGGUCAGAGGGAAGCAAGCCACCACUCACUGAAAGGGCAUGGUGAGACACUUUCCACUUAUCUCUCUCAUAACACACAAGGCAGUAAGAUGUAGAUGCCACAUUCAGCCUUGUAGUGGGUCAGAACAAAAAAUGUCACCUCUCGGGGCAAUGAGUGUAACCUGAAUAAAAGCAAUACACGUGAAUUGUACAUGCAACUUAAUGGGCUUUGGGCCCACCUGAUCCUCACAUGGGAUUUACAUCCCUUUCCUCAUUCAACCUUGCUUCUCUCCUCUCAGCUGCAGCCCCCAGCUUCUGCCAAGGAUAGAGCAAAAUAAAUCCAGAUGAGUGUGUCUGAGAAUUUCCUCUGACAAUAGCAUGGGAAGGCUAUGCUAUCAGAAGGAAAUGCUAGCUAGUGGGGUUUUUGUUGUGGUGGUUGCUUGCUUUUAUUUGUAUUGUUCCUAAUGCAGCUAUAUGGAAGACGCAGUUAGAAUUCAUCCAAACUAUCACAAAUCUAUCCAACAAUAGAAGCUCAAAGCAGCUCCCUCCCCCACUUAAAUUACUCUUUCUUUCUUUUGUUCUUUUGCUCUUUCAGAAAACAGAUUUUUCUACUCAGACAUGGAACAAUUCAGUAGCAACAGUGUAAGAGGGAGAGCACUUGGCUCUCUACAGCUGUCCUCUCCUUUAGGAGUCAGAAACAUUACUACCACAGUCACUAUUAUUCAUUAUUAUUAUUAUUUAUUUCAAGUACCGUAGCUCUUGGGAACCCUAGUAAUGGACCAGAGCCCCAUUGUACUAUAUAUAAGCACAGAGAAAAAGGCAGGCCUGCCCCAAGGAGCUUACAGUCAAAGUUCCCAUAAAAGAAUAAAACAACACCCCAGCAUAGGCAUGUCCAGAAGUAGAGCUGUGCAGAGAACAGAAAUUCCAUUUCACAGAUUUGGAGAGAUCAAAAAUUUGUUCUCGUCCUAAUGAGGAACGAAACCCGAAAAUUUCAAACCUGUCCAUAAAAGAAAAUUUUGGGGAAAAAAAAACAUUUUGUGUCAACAAUAACCUAUAAUGUAAUAUAAAAAAAAAAUCUGAAACCAAAAAUCAUUUUGAAAGGAAAAAUCAAAACAGUCCCCUUUCAGAACGUUUUUGUCCUGAUAUUUUUCUCCAGAAUGAAAGUUUGGCAAAAUCGACAGGAUUUCGCAAAAUAUUUCCAUUUCGGUGAAACUGAAUUCUCCAAAGGAAAAGGAUUUUGUCAAAGAUUUUCAGACCAGCUUUACCCAGCAAUAUUUGGCAGUAGUGCCUGAUUGCUGGAGAUACGUUGAAUAGUCCAGUCAGUAACCAAGGAGGUUCUAUAAGCUCCUCCAACACAGCCAUCUCUGCACAACUCCAUAUAUUACAAAUACAUUAUUAGAGGUUGUCUAUUCUUUGUAUGGAUCUCAUCCUCAGCAUCAGAUGAAUUUGUUCUUAUUAUCAAUGUCAAGACCUACGCAAUUAGGGACAAAUGUUCUGCCAGUUUCCAAAAAUAUGUCCACAAAAGGCCAAAUGGAUUAGUCUGAGUCAUCCCUCUCCAAUGGUGUGGAACAUGGAGCUCGCUCAUAAACCAGGGCUCCAUUUCAGAGGUGGUUCAGUUUCCUGCGAGAGGCUUUGCUUUCGGCUGACAUCACUGUUCUGUGAAAAGUCCCAAGAGAUUUUUCAUGAUAAUUGAUCAGGGGGGAUAUUUUGAAAGGCACAGAUGGGAGAUGGGGGCCCAACUGCCCUUGUGCCUUUGAAAACCUUCCCCCAGGACGUCACUUUGAAGUCUCCUCAGAAAGAUGGUGCCUUCAGUAACACAGUGUCUUUUAACACUUCCGUGAUUGGUAGUAAUGAUUCAAGUAGAAAAGUACUGCCAAGUUGGUGACCAGCGCCACCUCCUGAGUCAAUUGGGCUUUUCUCCAGAGUAUCCCACAGAUGGUCUAACUUAGCCCUAGAAGCUUACUUAUUGGGAGCUCAUCAGAUCAUGUGCCAAGGUGCAGCCUUGAAAGCCAGGCAGCAAAUGUUAUUUAUGGAAUUACUUUUUCUUUCCUCCCAUACUGAGCCCCACAUCCUGAUCAACGGAGGGUGAUGCAGAACCAGAGAAUGUUGUUAAUUUUUUUUUAAGGACAUGUUUCUAGCUGCCAAAGGCCCCUGUAACAAAUCAAUCCCAAUUUGCUUCAGGGGAAACAAAUAGGUUGUGUAACCUUUCAGCACAAAAGGUCAUGUGGCCGAUCCCUUUGAGGUAAACUUCACUGUCUGAUAUGUUCCCUGACGGUCAGCAAAUGCGCUCAGAAAAUGGCAGCUGUUUCAGCCCCCUCCCAUCUAUGCAAAGCCCUCUAAGUCACUAAUGAGAGAAUGUUCAAAUGGUUCCCUAACAGCAAAUCAAAGGUGUCCUUAUCCCCUCUCCGUCCUUUGAGAAAUGGUUCCUGGGGCAGAGUGGAGAAGGAAGACACAGGUGCCAGUUCAUUUUGAGGGUAUUAUCAAAGGAAGUCAGCAUUGCUGAGAUAAUUGGAUGCACUCACAGACAGGUGACCCUACAGGAUGAGAGCAGCACCCAAUAAAAAAUGCAGUUAGGAAGCCAGAGUCUCACCAACAUUCACUCAGGCUGCUUGAUACCUCAUCAGAGAACAUCACAUCAUGCCAAGCGGUGUCAUUGUUUAGUGCUCUAAGGGUUGGGAGAAUAGAGGAGGAGGAGGAUGUAUGUCAGAGCUACUUCAAUGAGGGAUGUUCAAAGCCUUUCAAAGCCUACGUCCCUCCCCACUUCUCAAAAGACCUCAACUGAAUUAUGUUCACCUUCCACUCUAACAGCAACAUCAGAGUUAAAGUGAGUGUCUGGACGGGACUUUUGCUAAAAUACACAGGAUACUUUAAUCCAUAAUCUCAGAUAAGGCAUGGCUCUUAACAGGGCUCUUAGCUACUCUGGGUGCAGAAAGGUCAGAAUUGUAGUGAAAGGGAAAGGCCAAACGCAGAAUGGAUUUAGGUGAGUUUUGUCAUUCAUUCAAAAGCAAGGAAGUACAGCCCUUCCUUCUCAUUAGAACUGGGAGAAAUUAUUUGGUGAAAACUUUUUCAGUGAAAAAUGCAGAUUUGGAUUGACCAAACCGAAUAGCUUCAGUCAGGGGGGGAAAAAAAUUCUGAAAAAAUCCAAACAUUUCAUUUUGACAUUUUUUCAAUGAAAUGUUUCAGACUUUUGCUUUAAAAUGAUUUUUUUUGUUUCGAAAUGUCCUUCAACGUUUUUUUUUAAAAGAUCAAAAUGGAAACAAACUAUUUUUGACCCUAAAUUAAUUUGUUCUUUACUUUUCAGUUCGCUGAAGCAUUUGGAAAUGUCUGUAUUACGGCUGAGUUGGCCACAGAUCUGCACACAGUUUUACUCCUCAUGCAACCUCCAGAAUUAAACUGAUGCCUCAGAAUCUUGAUCUUCCUCCUCCCUCAGCGAAACCAUGAGGCAAAUCCAAAGGUCAUUGUCUUCAGAGUUCAAACCAAUUCAGACUGAAAUGUGGGGUAAUUGUCAGUUAACUAUGAGCCGAGCGGGAAAUGAACUUCUUAUGCCUGCUAAAGUUCAGAUUCCAGCUGUGAAACCCUGAAGUGGAUUUGAUUAGAAUGCCCUGGUGUUCAGUAACUGUGACUCAGUGGCAUUUUUUGGAUGAUAAGACACUUUCUGACAAUUACCAGGACUCUUGACCGUUUUGAUGCAUCAUUUCUCUGCAGAUUUUUUUUCCCCUUUCAUGCCUCCCUUCCCCUUGUCUUCCCCGGGGCCAAUGAAUUGGCCUCUGAAAAAGAAUGGACACAGAUUGGGCAGCAAGUGCUAGAGAGAGGGGCUGCCAAAGAAGAGAGGGGUCUUUGAACACAUUGGACAACCCUCUAACCUGCCUAUGAGCAGCUGCUCAAAUAAGAAAAAGACAAGUGGCCCGAUGAUCAGCUCUGGUUUAAUAGUCUAUGUCCUCCAUCUUUAUUUAAGCAUUUGAACAUUUUAUAAUGUUAGAUUUAGGUUUAAGUUUCAUUGUAAUACUUUUGGGGGUUUUUUGUUCAUUGGCCUCAGGCUAAGUUGCCAUUAAUAAACGUUGCUUUGCUUCUCACCUGCCGGCUUAGAAAAUCUAAUUUAUAUAAACACGAUCUCUGAAACUUGGACUAAGUAAUAGCCGGGAGGGAUUUUAGGUCACAGUAAUGCUAUUAGCUAGAUACAAUCUCUGGGAAUGGCACAGCAUUAGACCGCUCUGAUUUCUUGUUCAAUGCCAUUUUUUUAAGGCCUGCAUGCACAAUGGAGAGGAAGCCUAAUCUAGGGGCCAGCACACUGGACUCAGGGUCCAGAAACCUGGGUUCUCUUCCCAGCUCUGGCACUGACCUACCGUGAGACCUUGGGUGAGUCACUGCCGCUCGCUAUGUCUCUGCUUCAUAUCCAGUCCCUGUGUCUGUUUAGAAUGUGACCUCUUUGGGGCAGGGAAUCUCUAUUACUGUGCCUUUGUGCAGGCCCAGAACAAUGGGGCCCCGAUUCCUGAUCUC
This is a messenger RNA of Chrysemys picta bellii (western painted turtle), 8559 nucleotides long. Lineage: Eukaryota; Metazoa; Chordata; Testudines; Emydidae. The record is from RefSeq and is a predicted model, not a curated record.